Molecule: messenger RNA, 5656 nt
Organism: Canis lupus familiaris (dog)
Lineage: Eukaryota; Metazoa; Chordata; Mammalia; Carnivora; Canidae
Gene: KCNJ16
Product: potassium inwardly rectifying channel subfamily J member 16
Biological process (GO): potassium ion import across plasma membrane; regulation of monoatomic ion transmembrane transport
Cellular component (GO): plasma membrane
Molecular function (GO): inward rectifier potassium channel activity
Source: RefSeq, marked provisional
ACCUGUGUCAAUGGUUAACUCGGGUUCUUGGUGUCUGGAGUUUUCUUUCCUUUAUUAUUAACUAAAGAACAUUUUUACCAUUGCUCAGCUGGGAGCACCCAGCUCAUAGAUCCUCUGCAGGGAGAGUGAAUUAAAAGUGUAAAGAGUGGACACCAUUUCCCAUUCGACAUGGAAUUUGGUCAUGAUCUGCUGUAGCAGCUCGCAAAACGACGCAUGAGGGUACAGACCGAGCAGAACUAGGAGGUUUUAACUGAAAACUUAAAGCAACAAAUAGUGACAGAACUAUUACUCUUGCAAAAUCCACCUGGGUGCCUGGAGGGCAGAGGAAAGAAUGAGCUAUUACGGCAGCAGCUAUCCGAUCGUAAAUGUGGACCCCAAAUACCCGGGCUACCCCCCAGAGCACAUCAUAGCGGAGAAGAGAAGAGCCAGGAGACGUCUGCUCCACAAAGAUGGUAGCUGCAAUGUGUACUUCAAGCACAUUUUUGGAGAAUGGGGGAGCUACGUGGUGGACAUUUUCACUACUCUUGUAGACACCAAGUGGCGCCAUAUGUUUGUGAUUUUCUCUUUAUCUUAUAUUCUCUCCUGGUUGAUAUUUGGCUCUAUCUUUUGGCUAAUUGCCUUUCAUCAUGGUGAUCUGUUAAAUGAUCCGGACAUCACGCCUUGUGUUGACAAUGUCCAUUCCUUCACGGGGGCGUUCUUAUUCUCCCUUGAGACCCAGACCACCAUAGGUUAUGGUUACCGCUGUGUCACCGAAGAAUGCUCCAUGGCAGUGCUCAUGGUGAUCCUUCAGUCCAUCCUGAGCUGCAUCAUAAACACCUUCAUCAUUGGAGCUGCCUUGGCUAAAAUGGCAACUGCUCGAAAGAGAGCCCAAACCAUUCGGUUUAGCUAUUUUGCACUCAUAGGCAUGAGAGAUGGGAAGCUUUGCCUCAUGUGGCGCAUUGGUGAUUUCCGACCCAACCAUGUGGUGGAAGGCACAGUGAGAGCCCAACUUCUCCGCUACACAGAAGACAGUGAAGGGCGGAUGACAAUGGCAUUUAAGGACCUCAAGUUGGUCAAUGACCAGAUCAUCCUUGUCACACCAGUAACUAUCGUUCAUGAGAUUGACCACGAGAGCCCUCUGUAUGCCCUUGACCGAAAAGCAGUGGCCAAAGACAACUUUGAGAUUUUGGUGACAUUUAUCUAUACUGGUGAUUCCACGGGGACUUCCCACCAGUCCAGAAGUUCCUAUGUUCCCCGAGAAAUUCUCUGGGGCCAUAGGUUUAAUGAUGUCCUGGAAGUUAAGAGAAAGUAUUACAAAGUGAACUGCUUACAGUUUGAGGGGAGCGUUGAAGUUUAUGCUCCCUUUUGCAGUGCCAAGCAACUGGACUGGAAAGACCAGCAGCUCCACAACAUGGAAAAAGCCCCCCCAGUCCGAGGAUCUGACACAUCAGACACCACGGUCAGAAGAAGGUCGUUUAGUGCGGUUGCCAUUGUCAGCAGCUGUGAAAACCCCGAGGAGACCCCCACGUCUGCCACGGAUGAGUGUAAGGAAGCCCCUUAUCAGAAAGCUGUCUUGACUUUAAAUAGAAUCUCCGUUGAAUCCCAAAUGUAGUUCAAGUUGUGAUGACAGGGGCUACCACUCCAUCAUGUUACUCUUCACCCUAAGGCAAGUAGUCAUAAACAGGCCUUUUAAGGAAUGUUACAGCUAUGUUCGAUGGUGACAAAGGAUAAGAAGAACAGGUUAAAUCUGGUAAAAGAUUAUCUAAAAAUUACAUAGUAUCCAAUUGUUUAAGCUUUUUUUUUUUUUUUUUUUUGCUAGCAAAUUUUGUAUUAAGGAUGCUAUUAAGAGCCCAAGUAAUUUAAAUUUCAUCUCUUUUUAUUAUAUCACACGCUUGGAUCUUCAAUUGGAAGCAUCAUAUGCAGUAACAGAGAAUAAAGGUAGGAUACUGGAAUACAUAAAAAUAGGAAGACAGGCCGCCAGCAUGGUUAACGGAUUUUUAAAUGUUUCAACGCUGAGGGUAGCGUCCUAGAAAAACAUCAUGUCAUCUAACCAAGAUAUGCCAGAUAGGCAUCCAGCAGAUUGUAACAUUGAGAUAUUUAACUGAAAUCACCUGCCUGGUUCGAUGUUUGCCCCUCAUGGUGUCUUGGUAUCAGCAGAAAAAGGCAGUGGCUGUAAAAAGUAGACACCUGCCACUUGCGCAGGUAAUGAUGGAUGAGUGCUAGAAGUUGUGAUGUUUUGUUUAGUUUUUUCCUGAGCCGAAAGGCAGAAGAAAAGUUGACAUUAUUCAGAAUAAUAUUUCUCUCCUAAAUGCCCUAGUUGACUGCAGCAGAUGGCUUUUUCUGGAAGAGCAGAAAUAAGGCAACAAUGACAUUUCUAAUUUCUCCGGCAAGGGGGCUUCCUAUAUGCCCACCUCCCUUCUUUUCCAAAGACAACAUGAAGAAAUAGGAUCACAGAGAUAGAAUGAGGGAAUAGAUGGCAGUGGUAAACAUUCUCAGACGGUUGGAGAAAAAACCUGUGCUGUGUCCUGAAAGACGGCAGCUGUUGCUGGCUAUUUUUUUAUUUUUUAUUUUUUAUUUUUUAUUUUUUGAGGAGUGGAGAGUAAUGAGGGAAACAGCAAAGGGAAGACAUUUAUUUGUGCCCAGAAGCAGUUGUGUAUGUUUCCUGUCUUGGUCACUUUACAAGACAUCAAUGACUUGAAUUCUAGAUUUUAAGAAACUCUCCCAUUGACCUUGGAACAAUCAUUCAAAUGGCAGAUUCUGUGAAAUAUAAUUAAGGUGAUUCUUAUGCACAUUUGUUAAACGGAUAAACUAAGUGUUAUGGAAUUGCUUAAAUUUUAGGGGAUAUAUUUGUAUGUUCUAUUUCUGUGUUAAAAUAUGUUAAUCGUGAUGACUUUAAGCCAGAUCCCCUAUGAGUAAAGGCACUUUAAGCUUUAUAAAUUGAACAGUUAUUAGCUUCAUUCAGAAUUAUAUGUUUCCUUACUUUUUAGUUUCAUUCAGAAUUAUUUCUAUACCCAUUUUUUUUUUUUUUACAUUGUUGCUGAGCUGGCAAUAAGUAUACACCGCAGUUUUUCCUUUGUUUAUUUUAUUUAAAUAUAUGUACAUACAAAUCGUUUUUUGCUGUUUCUGGAAAGGCUCCCCCCACCCCUCUCCAUUUAAAUGAAAGCACACAAGCAAAUUGAACUGAAUCAUAGAGUCUGCGAUUACCAAAGUAGAAUAUGUAGGUAUGUGAAGGGUUUUUCUUUUUCCAUCCACCCUUCCUUCCCCCCUCCCUUUCUCUCUUUUUUUCUUUUGACUAUGAGCAAUGAAGUUACUUUUUAAAAAAUGCACGUGUGCAAAUCUUUUAUUCCUCUCGUUUUAUGGGUAAGAGAUUUGUUCAGGUCCCAGGCUGUAAAACUGUCCUGAAGCUUAAUGUCAGAGAUCUAAAGAAUGCAUUUAUUUUUUUCUGUCUUGCUUCAGAAAUGUAAAACCCAUUUUUAAAAUUACACAUGCGUUGUAGAUUUGGAUUCUGUAACAGCAAUUACUCAGCUAAAUUAGAGUACCACGGUCUACCAAGUAGAAAUCCGCCACCAGUACAACAGACCUACAUGCCUUUCCCCUGACUUUCUAAGUUUGUUUCACACACAUCUAGGUUCAUUUGACUUUGCUUUGCUUCCUGGACUCUGCUAAUCCAUAAUUCUGGUUUUGUUAGUAUCAGAAUAGAAGCGUCAAUAUCCAAUAAAGACAUUUCACUGUGCUAUGUGCUUCCACCAUCAAAUCCUAUGACCCAGAGUAGAAUGUAAAACCCGAGUUCCCAUGUAACAUGUAACUCUGAUUUUCUGUUUAGAUUUAUAACACACUUUGACACCUUGAUGAGUCAUUAAUAAUAAAGAUCUUAAAGUGAUGCAGAGAUUGUGUGCAUUGGCCUCUAUCUCAGAUUAGCAUAAGUCGUCGAUGUGGUUAGCAUUGGGUACAGGACCGCAAAAAUGAGACUGCAGCCUCACAGGAUUAGAACGUAGGCAGAAUUACAAAGCAUUUUUAUGAGUUUUUAGCAGCUUGUAGAACAGCUAUAUCUGAAUUAACAGUUGUGUUUCUGUGAGCUUUGCAAGAAGCCUCCACGCAACACGGCAUUUCUGGUUUCGAAUGCUCUGUCCAUGAUGAGAAGUAGGCCGAGUAUUUAUUUUCUUAUGGCAGCUAUUUCCCUCUCUGCAGAUGAAAUUAUUCAGUGGACUUAAUUAGGUAGGGAAACGCACUGUGGCAUCAAGGUAUUCUCUUCUGUGUGCUCUGCCUGUGACUGGGCCCUCAAAGAGGGAGGGAGCACCAGGAGAGAGAAGGAAAUGCUUCCACUAGUUCAUCAAGCACUCUUGGGUGCUUUGCAUACACACACAGAGUCCCCACAGCAAAACAGUAGGGUGGAUGCUUUUAAUUUCCAUAUCAUCGAAUAUCUCGUGUUUUGCAUCAUCCUAAAUAACUGAUUCCCAAUUGGGACAACGAUGUGCAAGACCAAAAUAAAUAAAUAAAUAAAUAAAUAAAUAAAUAAAUAAAUAAAUAAAUAAAUAACAAUGAAGCUUCUCAGGUAGGGGUGGCAGGUGGGGUGGGGGGACACUUUAGUGGCAUGGGUCUGGCCCAGGAGAUGACAGCAGAGCUCUCUGGCUGUGACCUUUAAGAAAGCUCUCUCACUGGGUCUGAGUCAGCUGGCAUACGCCCCUUGACUCCCUGCAUCCAACCUUCCUCCCUAGAUCUCAAACUCUCUGUAGCUGCAAGUCCUGCAACCAUCCAGAGAGAGAGGGAAUCAAGGACACCCCUUACAAGGGACGUCAGAAAAGUAGGAAAAAGGACAGCCCUGGAUGGCCUAUCUCCGGACUUCUUCUGCAUGAGUGAAAUAAAUGAUUUGUCAACUGAACAGCAAGCGGGAAACACAGUCCAGUAAGGAAACAGGGAUGUGCUGAUGAGUCCAGCUCGUACUUGUACUUGACAUUUGAUGGAGUGGGUCUCUGUGGAAAGCACAUAUUUUCUGGGGACUUGAGGAAAUGCCACAAUUUUGUAAAACAAACACAAGAGACUUACUUUGGGCCUGGAAAUCCCUGUGAGACACUGUGGCUGAGUGACCUUGAUAAGAAAAAUGGACCAGGACUGCUGUGGGGCUGCCUUGUAUCUCCUUCCUCCCCCUCUCCUGGAAUCACAUCAAUAGGACUUUCACUAGGACAAGCGGCUGAAACCCAUGGAAACUCAGACUCAGGCAAGCCUGCACUGCCCAGCUUGGGAAAAAAGCAAAACUCUGCUAAUACUCAGCUCAGAUCCCCAGGGAGACCAAACUGCAUCAAUUUAUUCAAGUGGACUCUAAAGACACCAAGAAAUCUAGAUCCUUGCUUUAGAUAUUUGUAUUGAACUACUUCUGAGUUGGCCAGGAUACAUGUGAAGUCCAUUUUCUGGGCCUAAAUAAUGAGGCACUAAAUUCUACUGGGUUUAAAUUAUUCUAUGAGUUCCAUCCAUGACAAACACUGAUUCUUCUGUUUUGAGUGUUCUGUAAGCAUGUGUAUAAGCCCUUCUGUAUGUUUUUUGUUUGUUUGUUUUUAUUUUAUUUUAUUUGUUGUUGUUGUUGUUUUUAUUUUUUAAGGUAAGCGUCACCUGUGGACUCCCAGAAACCACCCCUAUACACCCUUGGUACCUAUAAAUCACAGAGCCCUCCCUCAAUUCUAAA